Prunus armeniaca (apricot) is the source of this 1098-nucleotide messenger RNA. NCBI's taxonomy places the organism in Eukaryota, Viridiplantae, Streptophyta, Magnoliopsida, Rosales, Rosaceae. The record is from the annotation of a GenBank genome assembly.
AUGAAUUGCAGCGUGAACAACGCAGGAAGAGGAGAGAGGAAGCAUGAGCAAACGGUUUUGCGAAGGUCGGUGGAGGUUGAACCGAUAUUGGUCCCGCAGCAGCUGACGAUCGAUGAGAACUUGCUGGUUGACCCGAAGUUGUUGUUUAUCGGGUCGAAAAUCGGGGAAGGAGCACAUGGGAAAGUUUAUGAAGGAAGGUACCGUGAUCGAAUUGUUGCUAUCAAAGUCCUCCAUCGUGGGAGUACUUCUGAAGAAAGAGCUGCACUUGAGAGUCGUUUUGCUCGUGAAGUUAAUAUGAUGUCUAGGGUAAAACAUGAAAAUCUUGUCAAGUUUAUUGGAGCUUGCAAGGAUCCUCUAAUGGUGAUAGUUACUGAGCUAUUACCCGGAAUGUCACUCCGGAAGUACCUGAUGAGUAUUCGUCCAAAUCCAUUAGAACUCCUUGUGGCAAUUAAAUUUGCUCUUGAUAUCGCUCAUGCAAUGGAAUGUUUACAUGCCAAUGGGAUUAUCCAUAGAGAUCUGAAACCUGACAAUUUAUUGCUUACGGAAAAUCAGAAACAUGUAAAGCUUGCGGAUUUUGGUCUUGCAAGAGAAGAAAGCGUGACAGAGAUGAUGACAGCAGAAACUGGGACUUACCGUUGGAUGGCUCCAGAGCUGUAUAGCACUGUGACCUUACGUCAGGGAGAGAAGAAGCAUUACAAUAACAAGGUUGAUGUAUAUAGCUUUGGGAUUGUCUUAUGGGAAUUAUUGACCAACCGCAUGCCCUUUGAAGGCAUGUCCAAUUUGCAGGCUGCUUAUGCUGCUGCUUUCAAGCAAGAGAGGCCUCGACUUCCGGAGGAUAUAUCCCCUGAUCUUGCCUUUGUCAUCCAGUCAUGUUGGGUUGAAGACCCUAAUUUAAGGCCUACCUUCAGCCAGAUCAUCCGCAUGCUCAACUCAUUCCUCUUCAAACUCUCACCACCCUCACCGCCUAUACCAGAUACCGACACCAACGAGGCAGCAGCAAGUAAUGGUACCAUGAGUGAAUUAUCUGUUCGGACAAGAGGGAAGUUUGCUUUCCUUAGGCAACUGUUCAAUGCUAAGAGGACCAAGAACUCACAAUAA